Molecule: messenger RNA, 756 nt
Organism: Rhinocladiella mackenziei CBS 650.93
Lineage: Eukaryota; Fungi; Ascomycota; Eurotiomycetes; Chaetothyriales; Herpotrichiellaceae
Exons: 4
Coding region: 1-756 (251 amino acids)
Source: RefSeq, a predicted model, not a curated record
AUGGGCGCGCUCUGGGCUACAAACUUCCCACCGAUCAUCGAGUUCAUGGACAUGGACACGGAUCACGUCGUAUUCCGCAAGUUCAAAAGGCUGCACCUAUACAGCCUCCUUUUUCAGCAACGGCGGCUAGCCAAUAUCGACGAAGAUAUAUCAAAGAUGAAAUUCACCAAGGGGGUUGACGCGACGUCGAACUACACGAGACUGGCGGAAAUUCUACCCACGCUGGAGUUUCGUCUGAAAAAAUACGAUGAAGCGUUGCUGCGGCAGGACCUUCUCAUGAAGAUGGGCAAUACCCCGAAGCGAUUAGUCGAGGAGUAUAAAACCAUGAAAUGUAGCGAAUUUCGAGAUGAGAUAAAGAAGGGAGAUGGUUGGAAUGAUCUUGUUUCACUAGGCUGCACCCAGAAAUACUGGAUGCACCGCUUCAUUGAUAGAAACAAGCAUUUACAGAGACUUUUCGAAACGGCUCGAUCUAGGGAAGAAAAACUUGAAUUCCAUCUAUAUUCGGAGAACAAGGUCCGUAUGGCAGAGAAAAUUAUCAUCAAUCUUGCCUUCUGUAUCAUGGUGAUGGUACCUCUUUUCAUCUUGUCCUAUUUGACGAAUGUGACGAUCAAGCUCCUCGUCAUUACGACCGCAUUUUUUAUCACCUCGGUGAUAGCCUCGGUCUUGUCCAACAACAUCGAGAACGCGAGUCUUGCGGUAAUAGCAGGGUACACCGCGAUUCUUGUUGUAUUUCUGAGCAACAACCCCAGUCGCUGA